AUGGUGCAAGUCACGCUGCUUUGUGCGAUCGUUGGUGUACCUCGAAGUACUCUUGUCGUGGAUUUCGACACAGAUAGAUCGGUGGCUCACUUGAAGAAAGCGACAAAGGAUGAGAAUGCAGUGAAGAUACUGUGCGAUACUGGAGAGCUGCGGCUCUUCCUGGCGAGAAAAGAUGGAGCGUGGAUGCGAGACAACAGUCAUUUGUACAAACUGAUUUAG
Peronospora matthiolae is the source of this 219-nucleotide messenger RNA. The record is from the annotation of a GenBank genome assembly. Lineage: Eukaryota; Oomycota; Peronosporomycetes; Peronosporales; Peronosporaceae.